GCUGUGAGGCUCAACCUGAUGUGAACCUAUCGGCCAGAAAAUACGGCAUCAAGCUGUUUGUCCCAGAGCCUGAAGGAAUGUCAGAAAUAUGUCUACGAUUUGAUAUGGAAGAGCAGUACUGCAAGUGGAUGGCUGCCUGCAAGCUGGCAUCUAAGGGCAAGACCAUGGCCGACAGCUCCUACGAGGCUGAGGUCCAGGCUCUGCAGUCUUUCCUGGGAAUGCAGCAUCCAGUGGUCUCCCCUGGCUCCAACACAACUUCUUUCUCAACCACACCUAACCAGGCCGAUAUACAACCGGAGGAUUAUGUUGCUUCCAGGUUUUUCAAGAAAAUCAAGUCGAAAUCGCUGAUCCAGAGAAUCAUGGAGGCCCACUCUAGUGUACAGGAGAUGAACUUGAUGGAAGCCAAACUGGCAUACAUCAAGGCUUGGCAGUCAUUACCGGAGUAUGGCAUCACUUACUUCCGCAUCAAGAUGUCGAAUGGCAAGAAAGAGGAGCUGAUGGGUAUAGCUCAGAACCGCAUCAUCCGCAUGGAUCUAAACUCUGGGGACUCCCUGAAGACCUGGCGCUACAGCACCCUGCAGUCAUGGCAUGUCAACUGGGAAGUAGAGAACGUUAUUCUAGACUUUGAACAGGACAAAGUAACUUUCGCCUCUAUGGAGUGUUCAUGCAAGACCCUCCAUGAGUUCAUCGGAGGAUACAUCUUCUUGUCCAUGCGCUCUUCCGAAAAGAAUCAGUCGUUGAACGAGGAAAUGUUUCAUAAGCUUACUGGUGGAUGGCACGAGUAGACUGCGUGUUAUCAUCUUCGUCAUCACCGUCAUUGUCUUCUGUGGUCAGCUGUAUGCAGUGUCUGCCACCUAUAACCUCUCUUAUGUUGUAUUUCUUCAGUUGUUCGUUGUUUCUCUUUCUCUCGCAUGUCUUUUGUAGAUGUUUGUUCGCCUCUCCUCUUCCUCCUCUUUGAUCCCUUGUCUAGUCUGUAUUUCUGUCAGAUUUUGUCUAUCUUUGUUUGUCUCUCUUUGAGUUGUUUUACCCACCCUGUAUCUACGUGCUUCUUUUGAACUGUGCAGACUUUUGUCUUUCUAUCUUCAGCGUAUGACUGCCCUACUCUCUUGUCCCCUUACUUUUUCAGUUUUUUUCAACGUUUGCAAUGCAGGUGAAAGAUUUUGACUGUGGCGCUGUUAUGAGUGGCGUUAGUAAAAACGAGUUGGUGUGGACUGGGUGUUGAAGCAAAAUGUUCGUUGAUUUACUAUUUACAAUGGCUUGUAGUAUUCUAUAGUCUCCUAAAUGUCAAGACAUUUCAGCCAUAGUUGUCCUGUGUUUGUAGGAAUAGAAACAGGACUGUGUCUGUGAAGAUGCGAGAAAUGCCCUCUUUGUUAUCUUAAUUCAAGCAGAACUGGUAUGAUGCAAACUGAACUUUGUUUGACAUAAUUUGAGCUGAAGUUUAUAGUAAUGCAAAUAGCUUUGUUUGCAAUAAUACAAGUAGAAUUGUACUUGUAGUAAAUUGUAAUACAUGUACAAACUGUACUGCUUGUUAUAAGUUAUAAUGCAAACAGUACCGGUACUGCACUUGUACUUGUGCAAACAGAAAUGUGCUAGUACCAGCAGAAUUGGAUCUUUAGUAAUGCUACUCUGGUUCAAUUUGUUUACAGUGGUAAUAUAUGUAUAUUGUAUAUAUAUAUAAUUCUUAAAAACAAAAAUGUCCUUUGCAAUGAUGUGAUCUGCUGUUAUAGAUGUCACUUGGUGCAGACCACUGCCAUUUUGUUGUUUAGUUGUACAUUUGGUCUCGGUGACUGAUGGAAUCUUGUAUGUGUGUUUGUGUGUGUGUUUGUGUGUGUGUGUGUGUGCCUUGAGCGGUUCAUUACAUCUUUGACCACCAUUUCUACAUGAUCGUUAUGCUUCCCAUUUGUAUUUUUCUUUUUCAGUAUCAUCAUUUUAAUUUGCUCUUCGCACAUCUAUGGCCUUUCUAGGUGAUUUUUUACCACUUUGCUUCUCUUUGCCUGGAAUGUUUCUCAAUAUGGCAUAUUGGAUCAUGGCAUGCCAGACAGUAUUCCCCUUAAGGAGCCGUUUACUUUCUAAAUGAUUUUGAGUAGAAAUACAGAUCGUAAUGGCCCAUCUGAUGAAAGAAAGUGAAGGUGGAAUAGGCCAGGGACAGAGCAAAACCACAGCAGGUGAACGUGUAGGAAGGUGGUGAACUGCUCUCAGCUGCAAUUUUUUGGGAAGGAUUAAAGGAUUAAGCUGUUGCUCAUAUCUGCUUUACCGCAGGAAUCCAUAUUAGUUUAUAAGUCUUAUACACUCCCAUCAGCACAGUUUAGAUUGCUUGGGAGGUAGUCUGGUUUAACCCUAAUACUGUUCUGAGUUCACUUUACAAAGCUAAAAUUGUAAAAAGAUAUUUGCAUCAUGUGCUGGUAUUAUAGAUUAACUUAUGCUACUGUAAAGUGGUGUUUACAAUUGGGAUGGAAAAAUUCCUUGUAAGCAGUAGAAAAUGAACACUAUGUUCUUUCCCAGAAGUGUUUCUAAUCUGUAGUAAGUAUAAAGUUAAUUAUGAUGGUUCAUUUGAUGUCGUUGCUUUUUGAUUGAAGUACAUUCUUGCACUUUUAAAAUAUUUUCCACUUGCAAAUGAUUUCUAGGUCUGAGUUAGUUCCAGAGCAAAAGACAAUACUUUUUAAAGUCUGGAGAAGUAAGGAUUUAUUCCAUCCUGAUACUGAUUAUGCAAAUUAUGCCUUAUGAUUUAUCUUUUUACAUUCUUCAUUCUACCAGUGCUUUAUUUUUUUUUUCUUGUCUGCUUUUUCUCUUGUGUUUGUCCUCGUCUAUGUGAAAAAGCAAGCAAAACUGGUCUGGUUUUGGAACCAUAAUCUGAACUAAGCUGUUGACUUAAUUAUGUCAUGUUUCACUGUUUGCCUCUGUAAACCAAAAUAUUUAUUGAAAAACAAAUUUUUCUAAUAUCUUGUUUAUGUGGAACAGUUUUUGUUAUUAUGUUUGGAAAUGCUGUCCGUAUGAGGUCCUUUCUGAAGCUGCAAGUGAUUUCUACUCAAGAUUUAUGUGGCGCAGUUUGGUGGAAUGAAGGAAGGAAAAAUGUGAUCCAGAAGGAAAUUACAUUGAAAAUGUUCCAUGAAAAGAGCAUUAUAGAUUGAUAAGUUUUGUGUAAUGAAAACCCUUUUUGAAUAUUGAUAGCUUUAUGGAAUGGACCUGUAUGAGAAGAAUCCGCACUCCUGUAGGCAUACUUCAUUUUUCCUGAAGGUGAAUUAAAGAAUUUUAUCUGCUUUCCUUUGGUCCAAAGCCAUUUCAAAUGAGGGCUCUUUCCCCCUGACAUGGUCUGAUAUCACAAAAAAAUCCUCAGGAACUGUAUCCAUUCUUUGUCUUUGCCUUGGCUCCACAAUGCAUCUGUUCUUCAGAUGAUUAUAAUUAAGUUUGCUGUUUCCUACUGGUUUUGUUACUCUGCAACAUUGUAUUUCUACUCCGAGUGAAUGGUUUCUGAAAAUGCUCUCGCUGUGCUUUCUGUGAUAAACUCUUGUGGGUGUGCCUGAGAAGGUGUUCUUGAUGUUGAUAGUGAUGGAUCUUAGGGGGGAAAUGAGUAUUUCGAAAUGUAUUCAGAUAUGCCUACAUGGUGUACUUUCUGCGCAGGUUCGUAUUUUCUUGUGUAGGGAGAUUAUGAUGAACAUUUUGGUGUAUUUCAUCGUAGAACUUCAGAGAAUGAAACAGAUAUGACAUAUGUCCAAAGUUGAUGGAACAGUAUUUACCUCCAGGCCUGAUGAAAUUCCCUUUAUUUUGGCUAUUCAGCUUCUUCUCAGAUCUACGUCUACUUAUGUUUGGGUUCUCUUCAUAGGCAUGCCCACAUGUGUUCUGAAGAAAGAUAUUUGUGUUUGUUUUACUGAAAAUACCAUCUUACGGUGCAUCUGCCUUCAUAUCUUGGAGUGUAGUUGUAGGUGUAACUGUCAAUCUGGCAUGUGAUCUUUGAUUUUAAAUCCAAACUCACUACAGAUGCUUCUCCUAGCAGUGCUUGACUUUGAUUCCUUUUAUGUUUUUAGUGGAUGAGAAUUGAGAAAUGAGUCAAAAGUUGACUGUCAGUAAUCUAAAGCACAUCCAACUUAGUGACUCCAGUCCAUUAUGUGGUGCCAUUUGUUACUCUGAUCUUAUGUGUGCAAUUAAAUAAGAAAAAAGUCUGCUUGAAUAAAUAACAGCAGUAUAUUACAAAUAAGUGCUUAUUGCUUUCUUUUUUCCUCCAAAAAACUAAAGAAAGAAAGCGGGAGUGAGUCCUCAAAGUUUCCUCUGUGAGCAACUACGUCAGCAUCAUUUUCAGUGAUGGUAUUUGUGGAUGUUUGCGCAGUGCACACUUAUUGCUUGUCUUUGGCUUGGGUGAGUUUCGUGGCUAACUUUUGCCCUUGUGGUGAUGAGCCACUGGUUGAGAGUUUCAAGUGGUAAUUGUUAUGUUGAACUUGUAAGCAAUUGUCAUUUGCCUUCUCACUUGUUGACAAAUCUGUUAUCGACUGACUUUUUCUUUUGAUAUAAUUUAUCAUGUAAAUUAUGUUUCUCCCUUAAUCAAUGUAUUCAUGAGAUGGCCAGGGUUUUCAGCCUGUAGACUGUUUGUCAUUUUUCUUUGAGGACUUUUUGAGAGGAAUUUGUUGUGGAACAGGUUCAGAGAGGUUUUUUUCAGAAGGUUUGUUGAUUGAGCUUGUAUGGUAACCUUGAAAAAGAUUCAAACAAAAGAAGGAAUGUUUGAUUAUUGCACAAACUCCUUGCUUAUGGAAAGCUUUGUGUAUUUGGAGAAAAAAACCCCCAACAAAGUUUGUAUUGUUUUAAAUAUUUGAACCAACUAGUGUAUUUUGUGUUUUCUAAUUAUUUUUUUCUUUAGUUUUUAGGUUUUCAAAAAUAGAUAAACCGCUUGCCUCCAUCCUGACUCAAAUGAAUUUGACAAUAAAACUGCUAAAAAUGUCUCACUGUAGUGCAUUUUUAGGUCAGAUUUGCAGACUGCGAACCUCAUAAUAGAAGGUGCAGUUACGAGUUAUGAGGAAUGAGGAAAAUACCAGAAAGAUGAAAACGUCUUCGGAAAAGAAUCAAGGGGAAUGGCAUGGGCCCAGCCUGAAUGCCCUGGCUGUAUCUCUGCUCUGUUCAUGCAGCAUGAAAUUGUCUAUGUACACUAUCUAACAAUGGCUUGUCCAUUCAGCGAGCUAGCAAGGUCAUAAUGUGUACAUAGCUAUGUAUAUUUAAUCAAGUCUUUGUAAUCAAUGGAGUGUGUUCAAGAAGAUAUGAGAGGUUCUGCUGAAAAUUUUUAUGACUUCAUUUAAUGUCUUUUGCUGUUUGUAUUUUGAUUCUAGCACUAGGAAGUCUGUAAGUAAGUGUGUGCUCUCUUUUGAUUUUCUGUGUUGUUGUUUUUUUUAAAAGGACUUUGUAAUUAUUGCCAGUUGUUUUGUCAACUUGAGUCUUGUACCUGUAAUGUUCUGCCAAAUGGUCACAUCUAUGCGUGAGGAAGCACUGACCUAUUUUUACUGUGGCCUAAGCAUUUAUAAGAAACAAAAUCCUAAAUUGAAACUGGCUGCAGCUUUGACUGUUCACAAAGAGACAUCUGCUCACAGUGAAUUUCUGAUUUUGUUUACUAUAAACGACAGUCUUUUGCAUGUGUCGUAGUUUAGACAGCAGAGGUCUGCAUUUCAAGUGUGUGCAUGCGUUAGGUGUAGUCUGUGUUGAUCAUGGUCCCGAGUAGUUUCAAAUAUCAAUCCAAGAACUGGCAUAAUGUUUUUGUGCAGCAGGGCUCACAGCAUUUGUUGUGUAUAAUACGAUUAAUUGUCCCCUCUUCUGAAUGCAAGUGAAUGACAAACAGCAUUGGAUUGUGUUACUGUAAGUUUUUUUGCUGAACAAUUAUGUAUGUGUCAGAAAAUUGUUAUCAUCAUAGCACGACCCCGUCUCUCUUUAUAUAAUGUUAAUGGAGACAGGAGUUUUGGCCGUUACUUUGAGGGUAGACAAAAUCUGUAAAGCGGGAUCAUUGUUGCAAUGAUAACCCAGUUCCCUGAUAUUGAUGCCCAGAUUGAGUUAUUCUUUUUUGUAUUAUAAUUCCAGUUGGAAAAAUCUGUUCCUAUUGAACAACCCUUUUAUUGAUUUCUACAGUUAACUGUCAUGCUUGUGACUGAACUUAGCCUUCUUUAAUGAAUAAGAACGCAAGAAAGAAGCAACAAAGAGGUGGUGGUGUUAAUGAUGGGGGUUUCAGCCAUGGUGGGUUUUUUCACCCCCAUCCUCCAGUUUAACCAGAAAAAGAUGGCUGUUAAGAAGGGGUUUUGUAACAAUAAAUACAGCUGAAUGCCUCUUUGAAUCAUAGAAUUUAUAGUCAGGCUCCUGAAACAAGAACCUCACCAAAUGUUUUCCUCCUUUGUCUGUUUAAAGCGUAAAUGCUCCUUUGCUUGUGUCAUGCUCCUAAUGUGUACAUAACCACAUUGUUGGGGGGUGAGUGAUGGGAGUGUAAUAUUCACUGUGUGACGAGGUACGAAAGUGUGUAGCCCCAUCCCCCUAUGACCUGUGUUGAGGUAAAUGACACGAGUGUGUACAUGUAUAGCACGCCCUCCCCCCCCCCGACCCGUCGUGUACUCUCUCACACAUCUCUUGAUGCUGGUUUCGGCCACCAGGAGCCACGUUUCUGAUGGUGCUGAUGUGUAUCAUACCUAUGUUGCCCACUGUCAAAGCUACUAGCCUUCUCUCUGUUGUGUUGUAAUAAGUAUUGAAAGCCUCCUUCUCCCUUCCCCAUCCUUCAUUCAUACCCUCGCUUCAAAAAACAAUUUCCCUUUUUAAUUUUUUCUCGAAUUGUUUGUUUGUUUGUUUGUUUGUUUUGUUUGUUGUUUUUUUAAAUUUUAACUUCUUUAGUGUUUUUGGAUUCUGAGUAUUUGGUUAGUACUCAUAUUUUCGCUUUUUUUUGGUGUUGAUCUUGGUGUUGAAAUCUUUUCUUAUUCUGUUAGUAAAUUUGGAUUGUGUUCCCUGAGGGAAGGUUAGUAUCUGUGGCAGGAAGCAGGAUAUAUAAAUAUAUCUUUAUUAUCAUUAUAUAUUGUUUUUGCUCUGGCCGAGUUUAUAAACUGUUUGCAUAUGUGUGUGCAUGUGUGUGUGUGUGCAUGUGCGUGUGUGUGUGUGUGUGUGUGUGUGUGUGUGUGUGUGUGUGUGUAUGUGUGUAUGAAUGUGUGUUUGUGCGAGAGAAAGAGUGAGGGGAGGGGGGAAUGAAAAUGUACUUCAAGUUAUUUUAUAUGACAUGUAUUAAAGGCUUUAGCUGUUUGGAUAUGCAACGUUUCUGAAUGUGUUAUUUUGCAAUGUGUAAGAUUUAUACUUGUGGGUUUUGUGUUUUAUGAGUUUGCCUUGUCGUUCUAAUGUCUGUUGUUGUUUUUUUUUUUGUGUUUUUUAAAAUCUAUAUUCUCUUUUAGUUCAGAGAUGUGCGUUGAAGCAUUGGAAUGUGUUUACCCCAAGUGUUUACGAUAAUAUACAAUACAUGUAUAAUUCAUCACAGUGGUGAUCAUAAAACCAACUGCAUACAUUUUGUAAUGAGAGCUGCUGUAGCAAGGGCUAGGUUCUUGCAGCGUCCGUCAUGACAUACUUGUACACUAAAUCACUGGUCAUCAGCCCAUUCUCAAAUAUUUUCCUUAACCGCCCGCCGCCCACCCACCCCUUUAGGCGGCUCCUGUUUCUUUCAUAUUUAAAAAAAAAAUACUGCAUGGUGGUCAAGUCUGAUCAUCUGUAUUUUUAAAGUAACGACUUUAAUGUACAUCGCUCUCUAUUCUGCUUUAUGGUAAGGCUUUAUGUGGAAACAAGUGUUGACAUAAUACGAUGUUUCGGGUUUUAUCCGGAGACUUUCAAUUUUAGCAAGCCGUGAUUGAUGCCAUCUCACUAAGACAUGCAGAGUAUUCUUACAAAGCACCUGCACAAAUCAACAGGCUCUCUUUUCUUUCUGCAUCUUUUAAUUCAAGAAAUUUCCCCCCCUAUUUAAUGUAGGCUGCAUUUCUGUAAAUUUUCCAAUACUGGUGGCAUUAUUCAACCCUCCUGAAUUUCCUCUUAUGUGGAGUAGAAUGAUAGAAGAGGUUGAAAGAAUGACACAGGUUUGACUGUGUGCAUUGUCUAGACCUUUGAGUUGUUUUACUCAGAAUGUUCUUUGCACAGAAAUGCUAUAAUUAAAGUAGAGAACUGAAAGUGAGCAUGAUUUUUUACUAGUUGGGCAUAUUCAGCUAAUUUUAUUUCUUUAAUGGCAAAGAAAGUAGCGUGAAUGAUACCUGCUUAUAUGCAUGAUUCCUGUUCAUGUAUAAUAAAGACAAGUGAAUGUUUGGGUCUGUGUGUAUGUGCGACUGUUGUCCAUGGAACUCUGUAAGAGGUAAAAGCAUUUGUAAGCCACAAUUACGCAGGCCUGCCCAUGAAUUAGUGAUACAAUUAUGCUUUUUACAUAGAAAAAUAAAACUUUUUACAACUCUGA
This is a messenger RNA of Aplysia californica (California sea hare), 8425 nucleotides long. RefSeq names its product fermitin family homolog 2. Gene Ontology annotation, molecular function: integrin binding. Gene Ontology annotation, biological process: cell-matrix adhesion; integrin-mediated signaling pathway. Gene Ontology annotation, cellular component: cell-substrate junction. NCBI's taxonomy places the organism in Eukaryota, Metazoa, Mollusca, Gastropoda, Aplysiida, Aplysiidae. The record is from RefSeq and is a predicted model, not a curated record.